ACAGUGUAUAAUCUCUCAAAACAUACUUUUUCAAUUCUUCCAAGUCUUUACCUUAGUCUCUCUAAACAAUCUUUUCCCAUAAUGGAGCAAAAUCAGAAAACAUCAUCGUUGAAGAAACGACACCGUUUAGUAGCUAUGCCAUACCCAGGAAGAGGGCACAUAAACCCGAUGCUGAAUCUCUGUAAACUCAUCCUCUCUAAAUCUGAUAAUUUCUCCAUCACAUUCGUUGUCACAGAAGAGUGGCUCGGCUUCCUCAGCGCGGAGGCUCAGGAGAAGCCGCUGCCAGAAAACUUGAGCUUAGCUGCAGUCCCUCAAGUGAUCCCUUCUGAGAAAGGUCGAGCGGCAAAUAUAAUGGAGUUUGUACAAGCCUUACUCACUAAGCUUCAACACCCAUUUGAGCGGCUCCUUGAUCGGCUUGAGUCUAAGCCGAUAGCCAUUAUUUAUGACGUUUUUUUGAGCUGGAUGGUGGGUGUUGGAAAUGAAAGGAAUAUAGCAUUAGCGUCGCUUGUUACUGUUUCUGCUUCCUUUUUUACCGUUCUUUCUCACUUUGACUUGUUGGUUCAACAUGGUCAUGUUCCUCUUCAUGUCUCAGAGAAGGAAACAUACAAGCUAAAUAGACAAGAUGAGCCUUUAGAUUACAUUCCAGGAAUCCCAUCAACAACUUUUGCUGAUUUGCCACCAUCAUUCCAAAAAGAUGGGAGAAAGUUGUUAAACCAAAUGGUAGAUAUGGUUUCAUCUACAAACAAUGCGCAGUACAUUUUAAUCACAUCAAUCCAUGAAUUUGAUAAGCAACCAAUACAUAGUCUAAAAACAAAAUUUCAUGUUCCAUUCUACCAAAUUGGUCCAAUGAUUCCCUACUUUUCUUAUCAAAAUCAUAAAACCCACAAUUAUUUUCAUUGGUUGGAUUCUCAACCAAAAGGCUCAGUAUUGUACAUUUCACAAGGAAGUUAUUUAUCAUUAUCAAAUGAUCAAAUACAAGAGAUUAUAUUAGGGAUUCAAGAUAGUAAUGUUCCAUUUUUGUGGGUGACUCGAGGUGAAAUCGAAAAUUUAGGUGAGGUUGAUAAUGCUAAAGGGUUAUUUGUCCCUUGGUGUGAUCAAUUAAGGGUUUUAUGUCAUCCUUCGAUUGGAGGGUUUUGGACGCAUUGUGGAUGGAACUCGAGUUCUGAAGGAUUUUACGCUGGUGUUCCUAUGCUUACUUGCCCUAUUGCUUGGGAUCAAUUUCUUCAUAGUAGAAUGAUAGUUGAUGGUUUGAAGAUUGGAUGGAAUGUGCUCAAAAAUGAUGCUCAUGUGAUUACAAGACAGGAGAUAGCAGAAAUUGUGAGUAAAUUUAUGGAUCCUGAAUGUUAUGAGAGAAAAGAGAUGGUUAAAAGAGCAAAAGAGGUAAGAGAUAUGUUUAGACAAGCUAUGGAUAAUGGAGGCUCAGCUACUUUAGAUUUUGAUGCUUUUAUCAAUGAUGUUAUGCCAAAACAUGAUUAGUAAUACUAGACAAGAGUAGAGAUCGUUGAACUUUUUUUUUACUACUUGCUCCGUUCUGAAAUACUUGCUACAUUACGGUUAUUGUCAUUAUUCAUUGUUCAAGCUUAUUUAUAUUACGACUAAUGUGUAAGAAUCGAAAAAAAUAUAGUCAAAUAAGAUCUUGUUUGAAUCGUCUAAUCAUACUUAAAUACGACUAGACCUGUAGUAAAACUGACUUGGACUAGAACUAUAUUAACUCAACCCAAUAUAAACCCAAACAAUAUUUGAUCCGAUCCAAAACCGAAUUUGACUCAGUAUGGUAUUUUCCCGAUAUAGACACACACUUGA
Molecule: messenger RNA, 1803 nt
Organism: Amaranthus tricolor (Joseph's coat)
Lineage: Eukaryota; Viridiplantae; Streptophyta; Magnoliopsida; Caryophyllales; Amaranthaceae
Product: UDP-glycosyltransferase 87A1-like
Exons: 2
Coding region: 82-1476 (464 amino acids)
Molecular function (GO): UDP-glycosyltransferase activity
Source: RefSeq, a predicted model, not a curated record